Lasiosphaeria miniovina is the source of this 651-nucleotide messenger RNA. RefSeq lists its product as uncharacterized. The coding region runs from base 51 to 407 and encodes 118 amino acids. The record is from RefSeq and is a predicted model, not a curated record. The transcript has a single exon. NCBI's taxonomy places the organism in Eukaryota, Fungi, Ascomycota, Sordariomycetes, Sordariales, Lasiosphaeriaceae.
CUGAGAUAACCCCGAACUACCCAUCACAGAUCAGAAGUUCAUUCGAGAAAAUGCCUGUCAAUCCGCUCCUCCCAGACGACCAGAUCAUACAUUCCUUCACAGAGGAAGAAAAGACCUUCUACGACUGGUAUACCGCAAACGUUGCCAUGCUCCACGCAAUGCAGCAAAAGCCUAAGGAGUUUGGGAUGUUCCCAGGCAUCAAGGUCAAAGAGGACGCUUGGCCCGAUCCCGAGAUUCGCGACCGCUACUGGGAGUGGGAGACAGCUUGGUGUCGUAGAGAACGCCACAGGAUGAAGAUGGUAAUCCCGCAAUCCGAAUUCUUUGACAAAAUUUCGGCGACAAACUUCUGGAGCGUCUCAGCCAGAGCAGAGCAUCUGUGGAUGAUGGAGAUGCUGAACACCCCGUAGUGUCUCCUUGGGGAGAGCGACUUUGGCGGCGCCCUGUCCGGUUACGCCAUAGAAACCGGACCUGCUUAUCUGUAGCCAAACUACGAGGACGAGAGCGACCUCGACUUGGUGCAUCGAAAUAUCCUCGCCAUCAAUACCAACAUCAGAGUAGAAGGCGAGUUCACCCAAUGUCAAGACAACACCAUCCCAACCACACAGGCAAGCCCACAGAAGCGCCGCAGAAUGGCAGACAGCUCUGGUGGAG